Anopheles maculipalpis is the source of this 390-nucleotide messenger RNA. It is a transcript of the gene LSm7, whose product is annotated as U6 snRNA-associated Sm-like protein LSm7. Lineage: Eukaryota; Metazoa; Arthropoda; Insecta; Diptera; Culicidae. Gene Ontology annotation, biological process: mRNA splicing, via spliceosome; nuclear-transcribed mRNA catabolic process. The transcript has 2 exons. Gene Ontology annotation, cellular component: U2-type prespliceosome; Lsm1-7-Pat1 complex; spliceosomal tri-snRNP complex. Gene Ontology annotation, molecular function: RNA binding. The record is from RefSeq and is a predicted model, not a curated record. Bases 1 to 384 code for a protein of 127 amino acids.
AUGUCGGACAAGAAGUCUGCGCCAUCCGGUAACUCUAGUGGCGGUGGUGGUGGAGGUAGCGGCGGCGGCGGUGGCGGCGGGGAUAAUAAAGAAAAACGACGAAAGGAAUCGAUUCUCGACCUCAGCAAAUACCUGGAGAAAACGAUACGGGUAAAGUUUUCCGGUGGCCGAGAGGCGGCCGGUGUGCUGAAAGGUUACGAUCCACUGCUGAACCUGGUGCUGGACAAUACGAUAGAGUUUUUGCGCGAUCCGGACGAUUACAAGCUGGCGGACGAUACGCGCCAUCUCGGGCUGGUCGUGUGCCGUGGCACUUCGGUUGUGCUGAUCUGUCCGCAGGACGGUAUGGAAUCGAUACAGAACCCUUUCAUCGCGCAGGAAGGCUAGCGUGGG